This is a messenger RNA of Effrenium voratum, 4020 nucleotides long. The record is from the annotation of a GenBank genome assembly. NCBI's taxonomy places the organism in Eukaryota, Dinophyceae, Suessiales, Symbiodiniaceae.
AUGGACGCUUUCUGCGGAGCCUCUGCGUACGGAGCGGCUCACGUGGCGGCGCGCGAGGGCAAGGAGAAGACGCUGCAGCUCCUCUUCGAGCUGGACCCCAACAGCCUGCGGCGUCCCGCUGCGGAUGGCCGGUGCCCUGCCCACUGGGCGGCGCUGAGCGGGCAGGCGGGGGUGCUGGACCUUCUGCAGGGGCUGGCCCCCGACACGUUGCGCGCCCGCGCGCUGAAUGGGGCCACCCCCGCCCACGAUGCGGCAGCCCAAGGUCAGACGACGAUUCUGCAGCUGCUGCACGAGUUGGCUCCGUCCACGCUGUCUGCCAAGUCAAAGAUAGGUGCGCGGCCCGCGCACGACGCAGCCUUUGCAGGGCAUGUGGACACCUUGAUGUUGCUGAAGCAUCUUGUGCCGGAGACCCUCCAUGCCCGCGACAAGCAGGGCCGGGCGCCGGCACAUGAUGCAGCGGAGACUGGCCAGGACUCGGUGCUUCGUGUCCUUUACCUCCUAGCACCUGCCACCUUACUCUGCAGGGACACGGCGGGAUGGCUGCCGGUCGACGUGGCGGAAGCCUUUGGCAGGGAAUCCACCGUGGCGCUGCUGAGUGCGUUGCCGCCGGUGAAGGUGGAGGAGGCGGAAGAGGAGGAAGAAGAAGCGGAGGAGGAAGUAGAAGAGGAGCCGGUCAAAGAAGAGGUGCCGAGGCCAAAGACGCCGGAGCCAGUAUUAGAAAUACUGCCCGAAGUCAAAGAGGAGCCGGUGCUGGAAAAACCGGAAGCCAAGCCAGUGAAGGAAGAGGUAGUGAAGGGAAAAGAGGAGACGGAGGAAAAGAAGGAAACGAAGGAGGAAAAGAAGGAGGAAAAGAAGGAAAAGAAGGAGGAAAAGAAGGAAGAAAUGAAGGAAGAAGUGAAGGUUGCAAAGGUUCCAAAGAAGCCACCGCCACCCAAGACGCCAAAGCCUCUGGCUUACGAGAUCCACGUCACCAUCAAGUCAGCGAAGACCGGGCUGAGAAACGCCGACUUCUCCCAUGGCGACUCCGAUCCAUAUUGCAUUCUGGAGGUGCCUGGCAGCGACAAGGGCUUCCGCACGGAGGUGGUGGAAGAUAGCAGCAGCCCCGUGUGGAACGUGUCCAACAAGCUCAUGGUCACUCCGCAGGAGACAUUGCAGUUUGUGGUAUGGGACCGUGACAAGUUGGACAGUGACGACUUAUUGGGCAAGGUGUCGUUGCCGGUCUGCAAAUUCACUGCGGAGGGAAAGUUCGAGGAGUCCCUGCAGCUAGAGGAAGCCAGGAAGGAUGCAUAUUUGGCGGUGGCGGUGUUCGUACUCAGGUCAAUCUAUGACCCAAAAGAGCUGACAAAGAAACAGGGGAAGAAGCCCCCUCCGCCGCUGCCUCCGAAAGCGCUUGAGAUUGAGCUGACCGUCAUAUCUGCCAAGGGCUUGAGGAAUGCGGAUUGGACUGUUAAGGGUGGUGGAGGUUCAGAUCCUUACGUGGUGGUGAGUGUGCUGGGCACGGACAAGGGCUUCAAGACAGCCGUUGUGCAGGAUACCAGUAAUCCGGAGUGGAACAUGACGCAGAAAUUGACGGUGCUGCCAAAGGACAGCGUGCUGUUUACACUACUUGAUGAGGACAAGGGCCGCAAGCAUGACAAUCUUGGAAAGGCCACACUAACUUUGAAGGAGGUGCUGCCAGAUGGCUUCUCGGGCCCGUUGAAGCUCGAAAGCGCCGGCAAGGGCAUCAACGCCGAGCUGCUGGUGGCUGUGAAGGUGCUGAGAACUCUGUUCCGCAGUGACAUGAAGGCGCAGCCGAAACAAGAGAGUGACGGGGCCCCUGCGUAUGCAAUGCAGGUUACAGUUUUCUCCGCCAAGGGACUGAGGAACGCUGACUGGAGCCUCAGCGGUGUAGGUGGAUCAGAUGCAUUUUGCAAGGUGGAGGUUCCGGACACUGGAAAAGGCUUCCAGACAGAGGUGUUUGAGGACAGCAGCAACCCGGUGUGGAACAAGACAGAGAGACUGAACCUUCUGGCAAAGGAGACCUUGGUUUUGACUGUGCUUGACCGUGACCAGGGCGACAAGGUGGACUUAUUGGGCAAGGUGUCUAUGCCGAUGUCAAAGCUGGUGAAUGGAUUUGAAGGACCUCUGAAACUUCAGGAAGCAGGCAAAAACAUCGAAGCAUAUCUGCACGUCAGCAUCAUAGUGUUGAAACCUUUGUAUGGCACGGAGGUAGCAGCUGCCACGUCCCCACCGAAUGUGGUGAAGAGACCUCCGCCACCGACACCUCCCAAAGCGCUUGAGAUUGAGCUGACCGUCAUAUCUGCCAAGGGCUUGAGGAAUGCGGAUUGGACUGUUAAGGGUGGUGGAGGUUCAGAUCCUUACGUGGUGGUGAGUGUGCUGGGCACGGACAAGGGCUUCAAGACAGCCGUUGUGCAGGAUACCAGUAAUCCGGAGUGGAACAUGAGGCAGAACUUGACGGUGCUGCCAAAGGACACCGUGCUGUUUACACUACUUGAUGAGGACAAGGGCCGCAAGCAUGACAAUCUUGGAAAGGCCACACUAACUUUGAAGGAGGUGCUGCCAGAUGGCUUCUCGGGCCCGUUGAAGCUCGAAAGCGCCGGCAAGGGCAUCAACGCCGAGCUGCUGGUGGCUGUGAAGGUGCUGAGAACUCUGUUCCGCAGUGACAUGAAGGCGCAGCCGAAACAAGAGAGUGACGGGGCCCCUGCGUAUGCAAUGCAGGUUACAGUUUUCUCCGCCAAGGGACUGAGGAACGCUGACUGGAGCCUCAGCGGUGUAGGUGGAUCAGAUGCAUUUUGCAAGGUGGAGGUUCCGGACACUGGAAAAGGCUUCCAGACAGAGGUGUUUGAGGACAGCAGCAACCCGGUGUGGAACAAGACAGAGAGACUGAACCUUCUGGCAAAGGAGACCUUGGUUUUGACUGUGCUUGACCGUGACCAGGGCGACAAGGUGGACCUAUUGGGCAAGGUGUCUAUGCCGAUGUCAAAGCUGGUGAAUGGAUUUGAAGGACCUCUGAAACUUCAGGAAGCAGGCAAAAACAUCGAAGCAUAUCUGCACGUCAGCAUCCAAGUGUUGAAACCUUUGUAUGGCACGGAGGUAGCAGCUGCCACGUCCCCACCGAAUGUGGUGAAGAGACCUCCGCCACCGACACCUCCCAAAGCGCUUGAGAUUGAGCUGACCGUCAUAUCUGCCAAGGGCUUGAGGAAUGCGGAUUGGACUGUUAAGGGUGGUGGAGGUUCAGAUCCUUACGUGGUGGUGAGUGUGCUGGGCACGGACAAGGGCUUCAAGACAGCCGUUGUGCAGGAUACCAGUAAUCCGGAGUGGAACAUGACGCAGAAAUUGACGGUGCUGCCAAAGGACACCGUGCUGUUUACACUACUUGAUGAGGACCAGGGCCGGAAGCAUGACAAUCUUGGGAAGGCCACACUCACUUUGAAGGAGGUGCUGCCAGAUGGCUUCUCGGGCCCGUUGAAGCUCGAAAGCGCCGGCAAGGGCAUCAACGCCGAGCUGCUGGUGGCUGUGAAGGUGCUGAAAGCUCUGUUCCGCAGUGACAUGAAGGCCGCGUCUGCGCCAAAGGCCGCGCCGAAAGUCGCGGCAAAGGCGAAGGCUGAAGCGUCGGGCAGCGAGAAGGCGAAGGUCAAGCUGCCAAGGUCUGUAAAGGUGGCCGUGACAGUUCAUUCUGCCAAAGGACUGAGAGAUGGAGACUGGAGCUUUGGCAAGGGAGGCUCCGAUGCCUUUUGCGUGGUGGAGAUCCCGGGCACGAAGAAGUCAUUCCAGACGCACGUGAUCAGGGACAACAACCCGGUCUGGAAUGUGACGGAAGAGAUGCUGAUGGCACCAAAAGAAUCUCUGUCCUUCACGGUGUUCGACAAGGAUAAGGUGGGCAAGGAUUUGCUGGGCAAGGUGGCGUUGCCAAUGGCAGAGAUAUCACACGGCUUCAGCGGACAGUUGAAGCUAGAGGAGAGCGGCAAGAGCGAUGCUUCGUUGACAGUCACCAUAAAGCUGCUCAAGGAUGGGUCGUGA